AUGACUUCGGACAAGUGUAACUUUCUGGAGGGCUCGCAAAGCAGAAUAGGAGCCAUGCUGACAUCUAAUGUUUCCAAGUCAGCGGGGGGAGAAAACGCCACCAGGACUGACGCUGCUUGCAGUUACGUGUCGGUGGUUUUCCCCAUCACCAUGAUGGCUACGGGCAUGGUUGGCAACUCUCUGGCUCUCAUCCUGGUCUACAUCUCCUAUAGGAAGAAGGAAAACCGGAGGAAGAAAUCCUUCUUGCUUUGCAUUGGCUCUCUAGCCCUGACCGACCUGUUUGGCCAGCUCCUAACGAGUCCGAUAGUGAUCUCGGUUUAUCGGUCCGAUUUGAGUUGGGAGCGCAUCGACUCAUCGGGCAACUUGUGCGCCUUCUUCGGCGUGUGCAUGACCACUUUCGGCCUGUGCGCGCUUUUCAUGGCCAGUGUCAUGGCCAUCGAGAGGGCCACAGCUAUCACCAACCCGCACUGGUACUCCAACCACAUGAAGACCAGCGUGACCAAGCAGACUUUGGUGGUCAUCUGGUGCUUAGUGUUGCUUUUCGCCCUCCUGCCAGUCGCGGGAGUCGGGAAGUACACGCGCCAGUGGCCAGGAACGUGGUGCUUUAUCAGCACCGGGGACAGAGAAGUACCAGGCAACAUCUUUUUCUCCUUCACUUUUGCCUUACUGGGGAUUUUCUCACUACUUGUCACUGUGUCCUGCAACGUGGUGACCAUUCGCGGCCUGAUUAUUCGCUGUAAAACCAAGUCUGGUACGUCACAGGCCUCCAAACAUUGGGAAAGACUGACUACGGAGACGGUCAUUCAACUCAUGGGGAUUAUGUGCGUCCUGCUUGUGUGCUGGUCUCCUCUACUGGUGCUGAUGUUGAAGAUGAUCUCCACGCAGGUGUCCUCCCAUGAAUGCAAUUCGUCAGAAGAGAGCUCCCAGCCCUACUCGGUGCGAGACGUCCAAUUGGACUGCAACUUCUUCCUGACCGCUAUUCGCUUGGCUUCGCUCAAUCAGAUCCUGGACCCAUGGGUUUAUUUGCUCCUCAGAGAGAUCCUCCUUCGCAAGUUCUGCCUAGUGGCCAACGCUGUAUCCAACUGCUCCAUAGAGGAUCAGAAGGAGACCCAAACAGCUUUGGAUGCACUAAAUAAGCAGAACCAAGAAAGCCUCCAGAAACCACAAAGUAACAAAGGAGACCUAUAA
Molecule: messenger RNA, 1188 nt
Organism: Nerophis lumbriciformis (worm pipefish)
Lineage: Eukaryota; Metazoa; Chordata; Actinopteri; Syngnathiformes; Syngnathidae
Source: RefSeq, a predicted model, not a curated record